Messenger RNA from Helicoverpa armigera (cotton bollworm), 5410 nucleotides. It is a transcript of the gene tipE, whose product is annotated as protein tipE. Bases 370 to 1356 code for a protein of 328 amino acids. The transcript has 4 exons. Gene Ontology annotation, biological process: regulation of sodium ion transport. Lineage: Eukaryota; Metazoa; Arthropoda; Insecta; Lepidoptera; Noctuidae. Gene Ontology annotation, molecular function: sodium channel regulator activity. The record is from RefSeq and is a predicted model, not a curated record. Gene Ontology annotation, cellular component: plasma membrane.
UGGCUACGGGGCUGUCGGGGAAGGCCUGCGCCCAGUAGUACUCGAGUCGCGGGAACGCGUCGACGUCUGACUAAAAACAGACGUCAAAGAAAAAAGAAUUUUCAAAAAUAUACGUUUUUUAAACCCAGAACAUAAUGAUAUAGUGAUAAAAGACUAAAGUGUUUUUCAAAAUAUUGUUUUCUUCGUCGUGUUUUGUUUUAAAUGGAUGUUUAAGUAGCCAAGCCUCAUUAAAGCUUUAUCAGUCAACCAGCAGAUAUGUAAAUAAAUAUUGAAAAAUACAAAAACGUUCAAAGACUGAAAUGGGAUAUAAAAUGAUAUGACACAAGCGAGCUGAGACAGCGCUAUGGUCGCCCGUAGCGCUCCCACACCAUGACAGACGAAGAAAUUGUACCCCCAACCUUCGCUGAGAAACUUCUAUUUUACACAACAGCAACUUUCGUUCUACUGGGAACAUUCAGCCUGUUUGCGUUCCUCUUCCUCGUGCCAUUCGUCAUAGAACCAGCCUUUACUACAAUAUUCAUGCAAUUCGAUCCAGUCGCAGCACUAUGCGUCACGACAGGAGUGCAGCAUCUCGUUGGCGCCAGCAACUGCUCCUGGGCAUCUUGCAGGGAGGGCUGCACCAAAGAUCUGUUUGAGUGUACUCAAAUUCGCGUCAACUACAAAUUGGGAAUAUACCCCAAUGUUACUCCAACUGACAUGGAGACAUUAAUCAGGGCCGAAAGGGCAUUAAGGAAGGACUAUGAAUACGAGAACUAUGAAGUAACAGCUGAUAAAUCGUAUCCAGAAAUGUUAGACGACGAGCUACCAGAUGCGUUACCAACGGGAUUGCAAGGAAACGACUCAGAAUGGUAUUUCACAGGUGCGAGACUGUUCCCGAAUGUUAAAGGCUGUGGAUAUCCGCCUAUCUUGAACUGCACGGUCUUUUACGCGAAGCACAAACCAAUUGGCAACAACUACACUUGCUACUACAGCCGUGUUGACCCAGGAUUGGUCAUCACCGAACUCGACAUGUGGCAGAAUACAUUAAACCUGGUGUAUGCCAUGGCAAUACCGAUACCGUCAUUCAUAAUUUCGGUGAUAUAUUUGACAUUUGCGUACUUUAAGAUAUAUAAUACUGAGGAAGAGUCUGAGCAAGCGCCAUUGAAGAGUGAUGCUGAAGCAAUGGCGACGGGUGAUGAUGAGAAGCCAACGACCCCAGGGUCCGAUACGUUCAGGGAGGAUCUGGCGUGUUUCGGACAUCAGCUGAAGAUGCAACUGGCUAACGAGAAGCCUAAGGAAGGCUUUGAAUCCAAUAGUCCGCCAAUUUCCAAUUCUGCUUCUUUGUCUGGGACCAAGUCAUCGUUCGUGAACGCCUAACGUGACUAACAUCAAUAUAAUACAGAGAUGACAGGAUUCCUGAAGAGGCGGCUUCGGUUACAGAGUGCAUCACGAGAUGAGCUGAACACUAUAAACGAACUAUUUAUGAUCUAUAUUGUGCUCGACAUAAUGUGAUUUUACCACGCUUGAGUAUUGCUGUUCCCCUCAUUCUAUUCUGUAAGAGUGCAAGAGCGAGAAGGUAGGAUAGACACAGUAUGAAAGCACGACUUUGAAAAGGUCGAAAACGGGCGAAAGAUUUUUUUUAUAACGCGUUGUGAAAUAAAAAAGUAAUACUGAAUAUUUUGGCGGUGAUAUCUUCUGCUUUUUAUUGAUGAUUAAAAUUAUUUAUGAUGAAAUUGUUACCAACUUAACUUUUCGAAUAAAUUAAUACCUUCAUGAUGACAAUAAUUGUUUCUAUCCAAAAAAGUUAUUUUUUGAGCAUUAAACUUGAAUAAAAUUACAUUGUUUAUUAAUUAAUAUUAUUAAUUUUUAAUAAUUUUUGAGACUACCUUCCUCGGAGAAUUAUUGCUCAAUACAGAAGGGUUUUUAAAAGGCAGAAGAUAUUAUCGCAAAAAACAUUUAUAUAUUAGUAAUAAAAGAAUUUUAUCUCCUAAUAGUAAUUAUAAAUAAGGUUUUAAUGCUCGUACGCUAAUGUGUCAAAAUGCACGCGUGCUGUUAAAAUAUAUUGAAAAUAUAAAAGUAUUGUAUAUUAUAAAAGGUAUAUAUAAAAAAAGCAAGCUGUUCAAGAAUAGUGAAAUAAUUUUAUGAAAUUGUUGAUUUUGAGAUACAUUAGUCACGACAAAAACAAGUCGAGGAAUAGAAAAUAUUUAGAAAGAAAAAAAGUAUAUUGAAAGAAAAACAAUAUGUUUAAAUACAUCGACUAAUAAUUAUAAAAUAGAGUUAUCCCAUCAGUACAAUUCAUUGAUAUCAUUUUAGUUGAUAAGCUAAAUUAGUUUAUUUGGAAGUAAUGAUGCACUUUAUAUUUUGAAUAGCCGUUUAGUUAGCUGAAUUACCCGAUGUUUGACUGAAGGAUAUUUUUUUUCAAAAAUAUAAGUCUCGAUUAAAAUUAGGUGAAACGUAUAUGUAAAUCGAUCAUACAUAAAUUGAGAUUAUCGAAUUCCUUGCCACGCGCUACGCGGUAUCGAUUCUCCGUCCCGUGCCUCGACUAUUCAAAAAUUCAUUAACACUGUCCAUGCCGAUCCGAACCGACAUUGUACCAUUAAACUACCACAAAUAGAAUACAUUAAACAAUUAUAACGAAAUUAGUUCCACUAUUUCACCACACUGUUUAAUUUUUACCGAAGUUUUCAGCCCGAUAUUUAUAACACGGAAAAUUUCGAAGUACCUUUUCAUAUGGCCAACGGUUGUAAGAAAAGCAUAAGAUUUUUUCGAAAACAUAUACCUACCAUGAACAAAAAAAAAAACAAAAAAAGGCUUGUGAAUAUUGCGUAAAUUCUAGAUUAAUAACGCCAGUCGAGUUCCAUUUUCUUCAAUUCUGAUACUUUAUUACUUCUGUAAAUAUUUUUUUCCAGCUGAGAGCCACUUUUGAAAUUUUUACCUAUUAUUUUAGAUGUCUUUGCGUCCCAGGCCUAUUGCCAGGAUCCAGUUUGUGAAGAGGAAAUUGAUCAGGUUACAUCAAAAAUAAAAGAUAAUUUCCUCAAACAAAAUAAUUGUUUUUUAUAAUUUAUUUUUGUUUUAUAUAAAAUAUUUGGAUAAAUUCACGUAGACUGGAUGAGUAUUGAGUAUGUUAGAUAUCGCUAAAAUCUACGCACAUUGUCUAGUAUAUUAAAUUCGAUGAAUAUAUCAUAAGUGUUUGUUUGAAAUCCGAUAGUAAGAUACGCCUUUAUAGUUUUACUAUAUGUUGUGUGGUGGUUUUUCCCGAAUAAAAUAUAAAUAAAAUUGUAAAAACAAAAAAACAAUUUAUUGUCGAGGGAAUAAAUUAAACCCAUUGUAUUAUUUUAAUAAAUAACAAAAAUGGUAAUAUAAUAAUUAUAAAUAGCAGCUAUAAAUAUAAAAAUCCUAAAUUAUUUUCACGAAUUAUAAUGUUUUUGUCAAUUGAAAUUGCAAUUGUUUUUACAGAUAAAUAACUACGGUGAUCUGUUAAAACCAAUGUACUUUUGUAUUUGUGUAUUUUUAAAGAACCUUUUUUAUGAUAUUGAUGUUACAUACAAAAUAAAAAUACAUUUACCUACAUGGAAAAUAAUUAUCUCAAUAAAAUAAUUGUAAUAUAACUAUAGUUAGCGCAAAAGCAAUUGGUAAAAUAUAUCACAAAAUGUAAACGGAGGUCAAAUUAUUUUUUAGCUCUAAUUUUUUGCGUUUCCCUUGUGAACGUCAGAAUUUCGGUUGUGUAUAGUUUUUUAGUAAUUUUAGUAAUAACAAUAUGUACGUAUUUUUAAUAAUUCCAAUGAUAUUGUUGUAUUGCAAUUGUAUGUAAAAUGCUUUAAUGUGAUCGUAAUAUACAUAAUUAAGGCACCUUCGUAUAGGUUUUCACGUCGAUGCCAUUCUUCCAAUUACUGUAAACUUGAGGUUAUAUUUCUGUAUUAAUUUUGGAAAAGAUUAACAUUGCAUAUUUGAACGUUCAACGACAUAAAUAUAUCUGUCACGUUUAUUGUUGAGUUAAAAUACAUAAUUAUUAUUGAAAAUAAUUAUUCGAAUAACAAUGUAAUUAUUAUACGAAUAAGAAAUAUGACCUCGCCUCAUUAUACUUCUCAUAAAUAUAACACGUCUACGACACUUUUGUAACACUCUUACACUAUCAUAAUUACUUUCGAAUAUUUUUCCGUAUACCAACGCCUGUCUUUAAAUUCGAGCAAAAAUAAUUUUAUCACAAAAAUGUUGAUAAAAUGAAAACGCUCGAUUUUUUGUGUAUUUUGUUAAACUGUUUAAUGGAGCGAUCGCUAUUUCAAUGCUUUUUGGCUUGAAACAAAAUACUUAUAUGUAUAUAAGAAUGAUAUAUUAAUAAUAAACAUUAUCAUCAAUCUAUCGACACAAAUGUAGUCGAUAACAGAAUAGAUGAAGUCCACCUAGAGGUAUUUUGUAAAAAAAACAAUGAGAUUGGUUUCAAAAAUUUAGAUAUUUGUAAAAGAAUUAGGACUUAAGAGCAUAACUAAUUGUAGUUACGCGUUUAAGCUGGUUACACACACUAAGAACCUAUUAGUUAAAAAACUAAACACAGAAAUAAAAUCUAACAAUAAAGUAGCCGUUAUUUUGAAAAUAAGUUUAUGUAACGUUUUUUUUUAUUAAAGGAUUUAAUUUUGAUAUUAUACCUGUUAAAAUGAUAUUAUAGUUCAAUGUUAUAGUUACUUGCUUGAAAAAAAUACUAGGUAUCACAGUUGUCAAUAUAAAGGUGAUAUAUCAGCGAUCUACAGUAAAAUAUUCAACCCACUGAAAUCAUUAUUCAGAGGCAGUAUUAUUGCAAAGGUUAAUUGUUUCUGGCUAGCCUCCAGAGAACCUUGGAUUUUGUCCAAUUCCAAAGUUUUUAGCGUUUAAUAUGUUACACGAUAAAUUUUGAAAUGGAAGCGAACAAGAAAUUCGAUUUAGUUUCGAAUAAAAAAAAGUUAAACCUUUAUGCGAAUCUUGAUAAAUUAUACCUUUUUUGUGUCAGAAGCAUGUUGACGUAACUCACCUGGAACUGCAUAAAUUAAAUAGGUGCUAUGCGCUAGCCGGUACUGAAAUACCGAACUACUUAAAAACUUAAACGGGUUUCUUUGAAAAUAUAAAUUAUUAAUGCAGUGAACGAGAAUGUGACUUUUGUGUUAUUGGAAUAAUGAGGAUAAUGUAACAAAGCCAUUAUUGUUUAUUCGAAUAAUAAUACCUUUUUUAUUCGAGAUUAUUUUUGGUAUUGUGUGUACCCAGUUUAACAUUUUGAAGUGUGGCGCAAAAUUUUCUUGCUAAAUAAAAUAAAAACUAACAAAUGCGAAAUGUUUGAAUUAUUAAUAUUCAUCGUAAUGUGCGUUUUCAUUCAUUUGGAACUGUUGCCUUAUAACCGUUUUGUACAUAAAGAAAUAAAUAAAAAAUCGUUAGUAGGAAAUAAAGUACACUCAUUGGCUUCAAA